AUGGGGCAGGCGGGACCCAACACCCACCCAGCCUACGCCCACCAGCCACCAUGGGAUAUGCUAUUGUGGAUAACUGACGCCAACCCUAGGUCCAGCUUCCACCUUCAGGGGCUUCUGCUGUCUUUUCCCGCGCGAGAGUGUGCGAGAGUGUGCGAGAGUGUGCGAGAGUGUGCGAGAGUGUGCGAGAGUGUGCGAGAGUGUGCGAGAGUGUUUCAAGCUGCUGCCAUGAUGGACUUCAAGCCACAGGCGUCAGGGACUGACAGCUUCAAGCCACAAGUGUCAGGGACUGACAGCUUCAAGCCACAAGUGUCAGGGACUGACAGCUUCAAGCCACAAGUGUCAGGGACUGACAGCUUCAAGCCACAGGCGUCAGGGACUGACAGCUUCAAGCCACAGGCGUCAGGGACUGACAGCUUCAAGCCACAGGCGUCAGGGACUGACAGCUUCAAGCCACAAGUGUCAAGGACUGACAGCUUCAAGCCACAAGUGUCAGGGACUGACAGCUUCAAGCCACAAGUGUCAGGGACUGACAGCUUCAAGCCACAAGUGUCAGGGACUGACAGCUUCAAGCCACAAGUGUCAGGGACUGACAGCUUCAAGCCACAGGCGUCAGGGACUGACAGCUUCAAGCCACAGGCGUCAGGGACUGACAGCUUCAAGCCACAGGCGUCAGGGACUGACAGCUUCAAGCCACAAGUGUCAAGGACUGACAGCUUCAAGCCACAAGUGUCAGGGACUGACAGCUUCAAGCCACAAGUGUCAAGGACUGACAGCUUCAAGCCACAAGUGUCAGGGACUGACAGCUUCAAGCCACAAGUGUCAAGGACUGACAGCUUCAAGCCACAGGCGUCAGGGACUGACAGCUUCAAGCCACAAGUGUCAGGGACUGACAGCUUCAAGCCACAAGUGUCAGGGACUGACAGCUUCAAGCCACAAGUGUCAGGGACUGACAGCUUCAAGCCACAAGUGUCAGGGACUGACAGCUUCAAGCCACAAGUGUCAAGGACUGACAGCUUCAAGCCACAAGUGUCAGGGACUGACAGCUUCAAGCCACAAGUGUCAGGGACUGACAGCUUCAAGCCACAAGUGACACGGACUGACAGCUUCAAGCCACAAGUGACACGGACUGACAGCUUCAAGCCACAAGUGUCAAGGACUGACAGCUUCAAGCCACAAGUGUCAGGGACUGACAGCUUCAAGCCACAAGUGUCAAGGACUGACAGCUUCAAGCCACAAGUGUCAGGGACUGACAGCUUCAAGCCACAAGUGUCAAGGACUGACAGCUUCAAGCCACAAGUGUCAGGGACUGACAGCUUCAAGCCACAAGUGUCAGGGACUGACAGCUUCAAGCCACAAGUGUCAGGGACUGACAGCUUCAAACCACAAGUGUCAGGGACUGACAGCUUCAAGCCACAAGUGUCAGGGACUGACAGCUUCAAGCCACAGGCGUCAGGGACUGACAGCUUCAAGCCACAAGUGUCAGGGACUGACAGCUUCAAGCCACAAGUGUCAGCGACUGACAGCUUCAAGCCACAAGUGUCAGGGACUGACAGCUUCAAGCCACAAGUGUCAGGGACUGACAGCUUCAAGCCACAAGUGACAGGGACUGACAGCUUCAAGCCACAAGUGUCAGGGACUGACAGCUUCAAGCCACAAGUGACACGGACUGACAGCUUCAAGCCACAAGUGUCAGGGACUGACAGCUUCAAGCCACAAGUGACACGGACUGACAGCUUCAAGCCACAAGUGACACGGACUGACAGCUUCAAGCCACAAGUGACACGGACUCACAGCUUCAAGCCACAAGUGACACGGACUCACAGCUUCAAGCCACAAGUGACACGGACUCACAGCUUCAAGCCACAAGUGACACGGACUCACAGCUUCAAGCCACAAGUGACACGGACUCACAGCUUCAAGCCAAGUAUCAGGAAACGCCAAAUUCUUGUUGUUAUUAAUCUGAAACAAAGAUAA
Messenger RNA from Procambarus clarkii (red swamp crayfish), 1974 nucleotides. The record is from RefSeq and is a predicted model, not a curated record. Lineage: Eukaryota; Metazoa; Arthropoda; Malacostraca; Decapoda; Cambaridae.